Molecule: messenger RNA, 1225 nt
Organism: Brassica oleracea var. oleracea
Lineage: Eukaryota; Viridiplantae; Streptophyta; Magnoliopsida; Brassicales; Brassicaceae
Product: COMPASS-like H3K4 histone methylase component WDR5B
Exons: 3
Coding region: 35-1060 (341 amino acids)
Cellular component (GO): Set1C/COMPASS complex
Molecular function (GO): histone binding
Source: RefSeq, a predicted model, not a curated record
UUUAGGAAAGAGAAUAUGUAUAAGAAUUUGGUUCAUGAAUUUUCUUAGGCCACAAAGAAAGAUAGAUCGAUCGAGGGCGAUGCCAAGCGGUGGAAACGGAGUCGGUAACGGCGCAGGCACAAGCGGAGGUAGUCAGACGUUCAAGCCUUACCGUCACCUGAAAACCCUAGAAGGGCACACGGCGGCGAUCUCGUGCGUGAAAUACUCCAACGAGGGAAACCUUCUGGCAUCCGCCUCCCUGGACAAGAGCAUGAUUCUAUGGUCCGCAACGAACUACUCCCUGAUCCAUCGAUACGAAGGACACUCGAGUGGUGUCUCCGAUCUAGCAUGGUCCUCCGAUUCGCACUACACCUGCUCGGCCUCCGACGACUGCACGCUUCGAAUCUGGGACGCUAGGGCUCCCUACGAGUGUCUCAAGGUGCUGAGAGGCCACACCAACUUCGUCUUCUGCGUUAACUUCAACCCUCCCUCGAAUCUGAUCGUGUCUGGUUCGUUCGAUGAGACGAUUCGGAUCUGGGAGGUGAAGACGGGCAGGUGCGUGCGCGUCAUUAAGGAGGCUCACUCGAUGCCUAUUACGAGCGUGCAUUUCAAUCGCGACGGGUCCUUGAUUGUAUCGGGGAGUCACGAUGGCUCCUGUAAGAUAUGGGAUGCCAAGGAAGGGACUUGCUUGAAGACUUUGAUUGAUGACAAGUCUCCUGCUGUUUCUUUCGCCAAGUUCUCUCCUAAUGGCAAGUUCAUCCUCGUUGCCACUCUUGAUAGUACUCUCAAGCUCUCUAACUAUGCUACUGGGAAGUUUAUAAAGGUAUACACAGGACAUACCAACAAAGUAUUCUGCAUCACAUCCGCCUUUUCUGUCACCAACGGCAAGUACAUUGUCAGUGGAUCUGAAGACAACUGUGUCUAUCUCUGGGAUCUUCAGCAUAAAACUAUACUGCAGAGACUACAAGGCCACACUGACGCUGUCAUCUCUGUCACUUGCCAUCCUGUUCACAACCAGAUUGCUUCUUCCGCAAAUCAUUUAGAUAGAACCAUCAGGAUUUGGAAACAGGAGGAUGCUUAGAAGAACAUGAGUUUGAUUAUUAAAACAAAAACAUACGAACAAUGUAAUUUGCCUUGUCAGAUUUGAUUAUACACCUUCAUGGUGGUCAUGAAACCAUACUAUCACAUGUUAUUAAUAUCCACACUAAUGUACUGAAUCAAUAUCAAGUCCCCUGCUAUUAGUGAA